Messenger RNA from Anthonomus grandis grandis, 8095 nucleotides. RefSeq lists its product as uncharacterized. The record is from RefSeq and is a predicted model, not a curated record. The transcript has 10 exons. NCBI's taxonomy places the organism in Eukaryota, Metazoa, Arthropoda, Insecta, Coleoptera, Curculionidae. The coding region runs from base 272 to 5269 and encodes 1665 amino acids.
UCGGAUCGAUAAGGCUGGUCGCUCUAGAGGGGUAUACACUAAUUGCGUAGUGUUCGUUAGGUGGUAUGGCCUAUUUUAAUUAAAUGAAAAAUGGCGUUUUUACGUUUAAUCGGUGGUACGUAGACCGGACCGCCGUUUCCAAGAUUAUGGGGGUCACCAAGGGUAUGGGAUUUAUGGGCAUAGUGUUUUUACGGGAUAAUUAACGUUUUCCUGCGAGGAGGCGACCACCAUUUUAUGAAGGAAUAACAAGGGUUUGAUUAAAGUCACCACCAUGGACCAAGAAGACCCUCCGCCCCCCCGCGUCCCUUUUCGCCUCCCAUUCGGCCCCAAAAGCGAGAAAAAGAGGCAAAAUUCCAUUAAACCAGAUUUUUCCGCCUACAAACUGGUUAAUGCCAAAGAGGUGGUACCCCAGAACCAGAAGAAAAAAGUCAUCACGGAAUUCCUCGCUAGACGUCCAACCUAUCCUGGACCCUCGGCACCCAUCAGAAGUACCACCCCAAUAACGAUUCCGAAACCCCUCAUCGUCAACCGACAAAAGAAACAAAUCGAAAAACCGGUCACGUCGAUCGCUUCUUACUUGGAACGGGACACCAUAGAGAAACAACUGGAAAUCCUGGAUCAGCUCGAUCCCGCCUCCAUAAGCGAGAUCAUCUCCAAGGUGAUGGUGUGCCUGAACAACUCGUGCGGCGACUACUUAGAAAGGGAACUGGUAAGUGUACUGGGCGUGGCCAGCUAUACGGCAUAUGGGCGUGGCAGCAACAUGAGGGACGUGGUCAAGUGUCUGAUCAGGCACAGGCUCGAAAGGGGCCGCGGGGCCUUUUUCAGGCUCGAGCCGUCAGACUCUGCGGUCGUAGCUGGCGAUCGGAUCACCGUCACCAAGUUGGAGGAGGAGACCCUAACUGGAAGUACGAAUGAUUGCAUUAGUGAGGCCGAUGCUAUUAUUUCGAACGCCAUCCGUACACUGACCACGAACGAGACCGAAUUAGGAUCGAAGCCCGAAUUGCCCGAUCAUUUGAUUGAUGAUUUAUCGAGCGGUUCAUCGGGUCUGGAAGCAAAAAGGAACGAAAACCACCCGCAAACAGCAAAUGAGUCGACCACCAACGCCUUUCCAGUGCAACCCGGGUGGGAUCUAAAUAAUAUGACCAGGAAUUGCACCGUAACCUCUCAAGAAGCCAUUGAUCUCGAGCCAACUGUUGCAACACCCGAAAACGUUGACGUAAACGUCACAGUCACUGAAUUUCCUGUAAAAAACACUAAAAAGUCCCAAAAAGUGACGAAACCUGGAAAACCGAGAGCCACCAAACAAGAGUCGAAUUUAGAAAGAAAACGUCAAUCGACCCCCAGUAAGAAACGAAAGUCUUCAAGCGAACCAUCAGGGACAGAGUCUGACGCUAAAAAGCUGUUCCGGGACCACGAUUAUGUCACAAGUAAACCGGAAACGCCUUUAAUUAAUUUAAAUCAUGACUCUUUAGUGGACUAUUUUAAGGAUUUAAGCAGUCGAAUGUACAUCAAAACGGAUCCUGAUCCAAAACUUAAUAAACUGGAUCGUUCUAAUGACAUGAAAGACGACAUGACAUUGGAGAAGCUCGAUAGGGUCCCCUCGAGACCCCAAGACUCCAUAAACGCCCACGUGAAGAUCCUGCGAAGAGCCAGAAUUUCCGAUAUUAAAUUAAGGUCCAAUGACCAACUGAACAAACUGAAUAUAAUAAAAAUUAAGCGUGAAGAGCAAGCAGAGAAGCCGGAGGUAGCACUGCAAGAUUUCCCGAAGCCUAAAGUUGCUUAUUUGGGCGUAAUGAGUCGUCUUGGAGUGGGAGUGAGUGAGGAACAACUGCCUGUAAAAGAGAGAGAGAUUGCUGCGUCCAGUCGUGGACAAGAGAAGGAAAAUUGUGAUCCCCAGAGUUCUAAAAAGGGUAAACUAAUCAAUCCAGGGCAUUUGAAAUUAUUUAAACCCCAAAAGGUGAGAUCCCAGAACCCUUCGGUUGCAAAACAAAACUUUUACAAAAGGACCAUGGAGAAACUGUGUCUCGCAACGGUAAAUAAGAACGCAAAAGUUGAUUUGGUCAAAAGCAGUAUAAAUCAAUCUGAUCAGGCAGUACCUAAAUGUGUCGAUGAAAAGGGUGUAGAACCCUUAACCGUUGGCCUCAUUAAUAAGGAACCUCUUAGCAAGCCCUCGACCUCAUUUGAACCAAACAAAUCGAAAAAAGAUGAUGAUAAUAACGAGGCAAAUAGUAAGGAAACUUUAGAACAAGACUCGACUAAAGUUUCUUCUUUUACCGUUAAACUCGUGGGAGAGUCGCAGACGGUUUUUGAUAAGGAAACUCCUCUUGAUACUCCUGGUUCAGUUAGGGCAAACAGUUGCAUAGAAAAAUCAACUAAAACUAAUGAAGAAAUUCGUCUUGGUUCUCCAGAAGUUAAGACUCUUAUAGAAGAAUCAAUUGAAAAAAAUGGAAAAACUCCUCUUGGUACUGCCGAACGUUUUGCAUCAGUUAAGACAAACUCCCACCCGAAAGAAUCGACCGAGAUUAUUGAAGAAACUUGUCUAGGCUCUCCAGCAACUCUUGGGUCACUUAAAGCCAAUGGUGGCACUGAAGUAUCGACUGAAAUUAAUAGAGAAAUUCGUCUUGCUUCUCCCGGAACCGUUGCUAACACUCACGUGCCAGAAUCACUACAUGAAACUUGUCUUGGUUUUCCGAAAACUCGUUCAGGUAGUCACUUGUUCACUCGCCUUGAUUCCAAAAAAACUCUUGGGUCAGUUAAGACAAACACUCGCCUAGAAGAAUUUACUGAAUUUAAUGUAGAAACCUGUCUUGAUUGUCCUGAAACCGUCGGAUCAGUUAAGGCAAACACUCACUUGAAAAAAUCAAGUAAAACUAAUGCAGAAACUGGUCUUGGUUCUCCAAAAGUUAGGAAUUUCAUGGAAGAAUCGAUUGAAAUGAAUGGGAAAACUUCUUUUGGUACUCACCAAAGACUUGCAUCAGUUAAGACAAACUCACGCCUGGAAGAAUCGACUGAAUUUGUUGGAGAAACUUGUCUAAGUUCCUUGGAAACUCUUAGAUCAAUUAGGGCAAACAGUUGCUUAAGAAAAUCAAUUAAAACAAAUGCAGAAAUUCAUCCUGGUUCUCCGAAAACUCUUGGUUCAAUUAAGGCAAAUGGUCGCAUAGAAGAACCGACUGAAAUUAAUAGAGAAACUCGUCUUGGUUCUCCCGGAAUCGUUGCUAAGACUCACGUGCAAGAAUCAUUACAUGAAACUAGUGGGGAAACUUGUCUUGGUUUUCCGGAAACUCUUAAGGCAAAUAGUCUUAUGGAAAAAUUAAGUAAAACGGAUGGAGAAACUCGUCCUGGUGCUCCUAAAACUUUUAAAUCAGUUAGGACAAACACUCACCUGGAAGAAUUAACUGAAUUUAAUGAAGAAAGUCGUCUAGAUUGUCCCGAAGCCGUUGAAUUAGCUAAGGCAGAUAUGAAAAAAUCUACUAACUUUGAUGUCUCUAUUAAAGGAAAACUACUCAUUAAAAAACCGGGGGCAGUUUCUAAUGAGGAAAGUUCUCCGGAAACUCUUAAGGGAAACACUCGCCUGGAAGAAUCCACUAAAUUUAAUGCAGGCACUCGUCUUGGUUUUCCGGAAACUCUUGGAUUAGUUAAGACAAACACUCGCCCGGAAAAAACAAGUAAAACUAAUGGGGAAACUCGUCUUGGUUCUCCGGAAGUCGUUGGAUCAGCUAAAGCAGAUACUGCCAUGGAAAAAUCUCAAUCAACUCACUUUGAUGUCUUUAUUAAACGAGAACUUCUCAUUGAAAAACCGAGUACUAAUAAGGAAAGUUCUUCGGGUGAAAUUAAUGGAGAAGCUCGUCUUGGUUCUCCCGAAACUGUUGGAUUAGUUAUGGCAAAAACUUUCGUAGAUGAAUCCAUUGAAACUAAUGGCGAAACUGGUCUUGGUGUCCUAAGAACUGCCGAGUCAGUUAUUGAAGGAUCUAAUAAUGUGCUCAAUUUGUCAAUCAAUAAGGAAACCUGUCUUUCAGCCUUGAAAAGUAUUGAUUCCGAUCAGGCUGAACCUGUUAUAAGCGAACCAAGUGAAAUGCCAACUAAGAAAGACGCUGUUAAUGAUUGUUCGCCCCAAGAAACCAAUUCAGAGAAUGUCAAAACUAAUCUUAACGAUUCACCCGAUGCUCCAGAACCAUUAACACAUGACGCCUUAAAACCUGAAAAAUCUCUUAGAACCAAUUUGGAAACCACCAAUGGAGGGAAUGUCCUUCCAGAACCACAACUCGACGAAUUAAACUCAAAUACGCCAUUAAAGUGUGGAAUUAGGCGCAAAUUGUGCAUCAAUCUCACUAACGAAACGUCAUCUCUGAUUAAAGCGGAAAAUUCAAAAAAGACUGAAACGAACCCCUCAAGUAUUUCCAACGAUUGCUUCGAGAAUUUCAUGAAGCAACACUUCGUACUGCUCGAGGACAGUGAUAAACCCUCCAAAGAGGUUAUAGAUGCCCUAAUGGUGGAGUUCCAAGGAGAACUCCCGUGUACCCGGUCAGGGCAUAACUGUUCGGACAGGGUUACUUUGGACAUGGAAAUGCAAAAACUGGUCAGCAAAUGGCACUACUGGGCCAGCAGGAAAUCCUUACUGGAUAAAAUCUCCAAGACGUCAAAGAGGAUCCGUAAGAGCCUCUAUAAGGAGCGGCGCACUUUGGACCAAAUCGGGAGGAGUUUUAGUGAAAUCACUGAGAGAUGCGAGGAUAAGGGGGCGUCCAAGAAGGUUUUGCAACAAAACCUUGAGUGUUUGAAUAAGAUCGCUUACGUGCUAAAUCGGAAAGAGAUAGAGUGUUUGGAUGGGUUGGAAUUCGGACAGAGAGCGGAUGAAGUGGAGUCAAGUCCAAUUGGACCUACGCAGAAACCACUUGAACCAGUAAAAUUCACUGAAAAUGUCCCAUCAGAUAAAAAGACGAUUGACGAUGAAACUCCUAAGUCAAGCCCAAGGAAACUCAGACUGAGGAGCGCUAAAGGUUCAGUGAGUGAACAACAGCCCGAUACCACCCCAGUAACUACGCCUCCUAAGCAGUACAAUUUCCGUCAACGGACCCCAAUUGUUACCAAAAAGGAUAAUUCGUUAGAAAGCAAGAGAACUAAGAGGUUAGAGAGUAAAGGAGAAAUGGAACUCUGUCCCUCUAAACUAACGAGGAAAUUAUCUAAGUUGGUUCAGAAACGGUCUUACCCUCUAAGGAAUAGGGUAAAGGGUGAGAAUUUGGAUGCGAAGAAGGCGAAGUCAAUUAAGAAGUGAAGUAGAAGACUUGGUUCAAUUUUAUUUUAUCUACAUAGAAGUAAUGUAAAGUUAGAUAGUUUUAAGAACGUUCACUCGGAAGAACCUAAAAAGGAUUAAAUAAAUCAGAAAAGGCUUUUUCAGGUGUAUAUUUUGGCCAGCGCUGAUUUAUUUCCUAGCAAAAUAAGGUAAAUUUAAGUCUGUUAUGUUUUAAUUGUUGAUAUACAUAUAUUUGUACUUUGACCAAAAAUGUUGUUUAGUUAGUUAAUAAUCUUCAUUUUGGUUGGCACUAGUCAGAUUUUGGUUUAUAACCGUUAGGCGUAAGAAUCAUAGGUUAGAUGUUAGUUUUAAUUUGGUAGAAGGCAGAAAACAGAAAUUGAUCAAAAAAGGCCUUUUCAGUUUGUACAUUUUGGUCAUCACUGAUUAAUUUCUUAGUAGAUAAGGUAAGAUAUUUUGGAUAGCACUGUUUUUUUUUGUAUAAAGUUUUUUAUUUAUUUCCUGUUAUAAAAGUGCAGACAUUUGAAAAUUGCACAAUUUGGACAUAACUGUUUAUCUUUAUUGUACAUAUCACAUUAGGUAUAGGAAUCGUAGGUUAGAUAUUAGUUUAUAAGGCAUCGAGAGGUAAAUUUUGGCAUUUCACUUUGGAGAAAAUCAGAAAAGGCCUAUUUAGAUGUACAUUUUGGUCAGCACUGAUUUAUUUCCUAGCAAAUAAGGUAAUUUUAAGUAUUUUUUUUAUAAUUCUUGAUAUAUUGUCGAAACUUUGUCAUUUUCAUCAGCAGUUUAAACAACAGGAAACUGAAAAAGGUUUAUGGUAUGUUUUGGUCAGCGUGGUGGUUUAUUUUCUUGUAUGUGCUGAGUCGAUUUCUUUUUAACCAUAAACUCGUACUUCCACCAAAUUAAAUUGAAUUUAACUUUUAGUGUAACGUUUUGUUUAUUUUUUUUAAAUAACAUUAAGUGUAUAAAUUACGUGUAUUAUUAGAUAUUAAUUCUAGAGCAGUAGAAGAGGCAAUGUAAUAGAAAUUAAUUAGAAAAGGCCAUUCCAGGUGUACAUUUUGGACCGCACUAUUUUUUUUUUGUAUUAGGUUUUAUAUUCAUUUAUGCUGGUAAAUGUACAAAGACAUUUUAAAGUUAUAUAUUUUGUUCAUCACAAGUUUAUUUCGUAACAGAUAAGGGGAUUUUUAACCACGUUUUUUGAUUUUUGAAAUAAUGUUUAAAAAUAUGGGGAAAAGCGACCGUUUAAAGCCAACUUGAAUAUUAUUUUGUAAAAUAUCGAAAUGAAUCAAAAGAAGUUGUACAGUUUCGUCACUGGGUCAUUAUUAAUAUUAGGUCUGUUAUUUUAUAGUUUUCAUCUAAUAAUUCUCAAUCAUAGAAAAAUUUGUACAUUUUACUGUAGAAACCGAUAUGAAAAUCUAGUUAAAAAAAUGAAUUAGAAAAUGCCAUUUUGGUCAGCACUGGUUAAUUUUUCUUGUACAUAAUUAUUAAGUAUAGGAAUCGUAAGUUAGAUAUUAGUUCUAAGGUGUUUUUUUUUAUGAGGAACUGAAGGAUAAAUUUUGGUCAUCACUGAUUCAUUUCUUAGCAUAUAAGGUGAUUUUAAGUCAAGUUUUGAAAUGUUGCUGUAGGAAUAAAACGAAAUUCGUGCCUUAAAUACCGGAAUAAAUCUGAAAAUAAUGUAGAUAUUUAGCACUGGUUCAUUCGCUCGCAUAUGUUAAGUUAUAUUUAUAGUUAGAUAUAGAAAUCGUAGGUUAGAUAUUAGUUCUAACGUUAUGAGGAAUUGGAGGAUAAAUAUUUGCAACAAAACCGAAGUAAAUCAGAAAAGGCCUAUUCAGUUGUACAUUUUGGUCAUCACUGGUUCACUUCCUAGCGGUUAAGGUAAUUUUAAGUUUUUAAAAUUAAUUAAUUUGUACUUUUCCCUUCGGCUCAUAAUUUGACGUACGUUCUUUGUACAUCAAGAAUGUAGACAAGGCGAUGUCCUAAAAAGAAAAACUUUGAAUCAAAAAUGGAUCAGAAAAUGCCAGUUUCAUUUGUACAUUUUGGUAAGAACUGGUUCAUUUUUUUUGUACAUAGUUAUUAAAUAUAAGUUAAUCAUAAUUUUUUGCAAGUAAAAAUUAAAAAAAAAAGAUAAAAAAUUCGAGGAGUAAAAACUGAUAUGAAUCGGAAAAGGCCAUUUUAGUUGUACAUUUUGGUCAGCACCGAUUCAUUUCUUUGUACUUAACAAUUAGUUUUAAGAAUUUUAGGUUAGUUAUUAAUUUUAUGAUGGUUCUUCCAGAAGAAUCUAAAAAGUUUAUUAAACUUAAGAGGAAAAAGCGAAUAUAACCGAAAUGAAUCAGAAAAGGCCUUUUCACUUGUACAUUUUGGUCAUCACUGAUUUAUUUCCUAGUACAUAAGGUAUCAUUAAUUUGUUUUAAAUAUUUGUUAAAAUGGAAACCAAAGUAUGUAUGUACGUUUUGGUAAUCACCAGUUAAUUUUUUUAUAUAAAUUAAAUUAGACAUAUAGGAGUAAAAUAAGGAUAUUCUAUAAGUCAGACAAAGUGAUUCUGCUGGUGCAAGUUAAAUAAAUCAGAAUGCCCAUUUUGGCCAGCUAUGAAUCACUUUAUUACUUGAAACGAGAAGUAUUAUUAGGUUACAUUUUUAGUGCCGCAGGUUAUUCAGCUGCGGUGCGUGACUGUUUUAAAGUAUUAACGGUGUAAGUUCCUUUAAAUGCUUAGGAUUUUAUUUUUUUUUUUUAAUAGAUCAAGAGAACGGGAAAUGUUUUAGUUUUUUACGCCAAAUAUGCUCACUUGAUCUAUAAAUGUUACGGAAUUUUAUUUUUGUUUUUUUUUUGCUUAUUAAACUUUUAUUUGUAACUUUA